Molecule: messenger RNA, 2082 nt
Organism: Somion occarium
Lineage: Eukaryota; Fungi; Basidiomycota; Agaricomycetes; Polyporales; Cerrenaceae
Source: the annotation of a GenBank genome assembly
UGACGACGAUAAGUGUUAUUUCUGCUUCACAGAAUACGUACACUUCGGCAUGCCGCUAUCAUACCAUGGCCUUAACGUGUCCUUUGUCGCGCCCAUUCCCAUCUGUCACUUGCUAUCAGUAUUUCGCCAUUCGUCAAGGCUAUUGCGAACGACUUGAGGGCCUCUAUAAAGGAGAUGGAGAAGUUCCAAAAGGGUUUGGAGCUGCCGCUCCCGAUAUAUGCCAAGCAUGAUCCUCAAACAGGACCGAAUUCACGGCUCCGACGUUUCUGUAUAGCGGCGAUUACGGUCUUCACGCUUUGUCUUCUUCUCCAACCCCGGCAUAUAUUCCAAGCGGAUGGUUCUCGCUCCAGAGGAUAUACGCGGAAUCCAGCAUAUCUUAUCAAAGCUCGUCAUGGAGCAGUAGCCAGUGAAAACGAGAUCUGUUCAAACAUCGGCGUUGAUACGCUAAAGGCUGGCGGGAAUGCCGUGGACGCAGCUGUUAGCACUACUCUAUGCAUUGGCGUAGCGAACAUGUUCUCGUCUGGGAUCGGAGGUGGAGGUUUCAUGACCAUUCGCAUACCCCCAGCAAUGACCAAUAGGUCAUCAGAAGUUUAUACAGUUGACUUCCGAGAAGUUGCUCCUGCAUUAGCUAACAAGACCAUGUAUGUCCAUGACCCCCUGGCGUCACUAAUUGGUGGUCUUGCGGUCGGAGUACCAGGUGAAUUGCGGGGAUUGGAAGAGGCUCAUAAACGAUGGGGAAAAUUAGGUUGGAAACAACUCGUGUACCCUAGUGUUGAACUCGCCAAGGGUUGGAAGGUUCCCAAGGAAUUGGCGAGAAGGAUAGAGAUGUUUUCACCUCUAAUGCUCAAUGCUCCCGACUGGAAGGCGAUAUUUGCACCACAUGGUACCCUGCUUCGUGAAGGGGAUCUUAUUCAGCGAGCCAACCUGUCGCGAACUCUCGCUACCAUUGCGUGUGAAGGACCGGGAGCCUUAUAUAAAGGUCCAAUCGCCGAUGCUAUCAUCGAGAAGGUUCGAGCGACGGGUGGUGUACUAUCGCAUUCCGACCUAGAGUCGUAUUCAGUCAAGGUCCAACGUGCACUGGAAGGUUCAUACCGUGGCCGCAAGGUGUACACCACUCAUGCGCCAACCUCUGGACCCGUCCUCCUACACAUGCUUAAUUUAAUGGAGCACUACGACGAUUUCGUCCAGGAAGGCCGUACAGGGCUGAACGUGCACCGUUCGGUGGAAGCUAUGAAAUUUGGCUUUGCUGCACGGACCAAGAUCUGUGACCCUGCUUUUGAAACAAAUGAUACUGCUCGGAUACAAGAGAUACCAACCAAGAAGUUUGCAGACCUGAUCAUUCGUAAUAUCACGGAUGACCGGACGCACACACCUGAUUACUAUCAACCCAUCUUUGAUGUACCGAUUGACCAUGGCACAAGUCAUUCGUCUAUUGUUGACAAGGAUGGUAUGGCUGUUGCGAUUACAUCUACAGUGAAUCUUGUGUUUGGGUCCCAGGUUAUGGAUCCUGUCACUGGAAUCAUUCUUAAUGACGAGAUGGACGAUUUCUCCACUCCCGGAUUUCAGAACGCCUUCGGGCUGUGGCCGUCACCGUUUAACUAUCCAGAACCGUUUAAACGGCCUUUGUCGUCUACAACGCCCACCAUCAUUGAAGAUCAAUCUGGCGAGUUCUCCCUUGCCAUUGGUGGCUCCGGAGGAACCAAGAUCUUCCCGGCUGUCUUCCAAACGAUCCUAAACAUGGAUUGGGGUCAGGAUGUCAGUACUGCCAUAGAAUAUGGGCGACUGCAUGACCAGCUCUAUCCGUCUACAGUAGACAUCGAUGACGUCUACCCUACAGAGCUGGUAGCUGAUCUGAAGAUUAGAGGCCAUAACGUUACGAUAUCAGACAUCAACCGUGUUGCUGCUGUUGUACAGGUAGUAACAAAGAAGGGCGAUAUUAUUUACGCUGCCAGCGAUUCGAGGAAGAACGGCAUUGCUGCUGGUUAUUAGCAGGUGUUCCUACCCACCAUUAUACUGUAUGGCAACAUGUACAUCGGAUUUAACCAUCAUCAUUAUUUGAAGUUCAAGAUAUUUCUGUCUCGC